Molecule: messenger RNA, 1696 nt
Organism: Aethina tumida (small hive beetle)
Lineage: Eukaryota; Metazoa; Arthropoda; Insecta; Coleoptera; Nitidulidae
Product: propionyl-CoA carboxylase beta chain, mitochondrial-like
Exons: 7
Coding region: 51-1673 (540 amino acids)
Biological process (GO): fatty acid biosynthetic process
Cellular component (GO): mitochondrion; acetyl-CoA carboxylase complex
Molecular function (GO): acetyl-CoA carboxylase activity; propionyl-CoA carboxylase activity
Source: RefSeq, a predicted model, not a curated record
AGGAGCACGCAGUACGUAGCCGUCGUUCGUGUUCCACGCAGUGUUGAAAAAUGUCUGUGCGGGCACUAAACAACUGUCUGCUGUUCAGUUUAAAGAACAACAAAAAUUCAAUCAUAAAAAACUGCCUAAGAACCACGAGCUCAGCUGCACACACUCUUAAGGUAGCAGAAAAAAUUAAGGAGAAACGGAAGGAGGCUUUGCUGGGUGGUGGUAUCAAAAGAAUCGAUGCUCAGCACAAAAAGGGAAAAUUGACUGCAAGAGAACGCAUACAACUAUUCUGCGAUGAUGACAGCUUCGUUGAAUACGAUAUGUUCGUUGAACACACCUGCACCGACUUCGGAAUGGAAAAACAAAAGUUUCCAGGAGAUUCGGUGAUCACAGGCCAUGGUUUGGUGAACGGACGUCCGGUCUAUGUGUUCAGCCAAGACUUCACAGUAUUUGGUGGAAGCUUGUCCAGCAUCCACGCCAAAAAGAUCUGCAAAAUCAUGGACCAAGCUCUGAUGGUCGGAGCUCCGGUCAUAGGUCUUAAUGACUCAGGUGGUGCCAGAAUCCAAGAGGGAGUCGAUUCUCUGGCUGGAUACGCAGACAUUUUCCAAAGAAACGUUUUGGCUUCUGGAGUCAUCCCUCAGAUCUCUUUAAUUAUGGGGCCUUGCGCUGGUGGUGCCGUGUACUCACCAGCAAUGACUGACUUUACUUUCAUGGUGGAGGACACUUCCUACCUUUUUAUCACGGGGCCAGAUGUUGUAAAGUCGGUGACAAAUGAAGACGUGACACAACAAGAGCUGGGUGGUGCCAAAACGCACACCUCAGUUUCAGGAGUUGCUCACAAUUCGUUCAACAAUGAUGUGGAGGCUUUGUUGUAUCUGCGUGACUUCCUAGGAUUUUUACCUCAGUCCAACAAGUCCCCAGUGCCCAUCAGAGCUUGUGAUGACCCAUGUGAUUUGGAUGUUCCCCUAUUGGACACAGUGGUACCACCAGAGACGACAGCAGCCUACGACAUGCUGGACGUCAUUCUGGCCAUAGUGGAUGAAAGAGACUUUUUCGAAAUCAUGCCCAAAUAUGCCAAAAACAUUAUAGUGGGCUUCGCCAGAAUGAAUGGAAGAACAGUGGGAAUCGUAGGUAACCAGCCCAAAGUGGCUGCUGGUUGCUUGGACAUUAACGCUUCGGUGAAGGCGGCAAGAUUUGUUAGAUUUUGUGAUGCCUUCAACAUUCCUCUGAUCACUUUAGUGGACGUACCAGGAUUUUUGCCUGGUAUCAAUCAGGAGCAUUCUGGAAUCAUCAGGCAUGGUGCCAAAUUGUUGUAUGCUUAUGCUGAGGCUACAGUACCCAAACUGACCGUCAUUACAAGAAAAGGAUAUGGUGGUGCCUAUGAUGUGAUGUCUUCCAAGCACUUAAGAGGUGAUGUAAAUUAUGCUUGGCCUACUGCAGAGGUUGCAGUUAUGGGUGCCAAAGGAGCUGUUACUAUUUUAUACAGGGGCAAACCAGAUGUAGAGAAGUAUGAAGCCGAGUAUAUCGAGAAAUUUGGAAACCCAUUCUCAGCAGCUCAAAGAGGUUUCGUUGACGACAUAAUUGAACCAAGAACCACAAGGUGGAGAUUGUGUAGGGACUUGGAUCUUUUACAAACCAAAGAAUUGAAGAAUCCAGCUAAGAAGCAUGGAAACAUUCCAUUGUAAAAAUAAAAUCUAUUAUAUAAGAA